AUGUCGGAUCACGAUUCUUCUUCCUCCAUUCACCAAGAUUCUGCUACUUUACGCAAGUACGAUGUCACUGUCACAACUACUACACUAUCAGCAUCCUUGAAUAUCACUACUAUAUUGUCUUGGGUAAAGGAUGAGUUGGAACCGUACGUGGAACAUGGUCAACUACCAAGUAUUGAAGAUUUGGAUACAAGUUGGGAAGAUGGUCGCGCCUUUUUAUGUCUAGCUCAUAGUCUCUAUCCUACUUCCUUUGAUACUACAACAAUAUUCAAUGACCUCAUGUCACAACCCCUUGAUAAGACUGAUGUUGCUGCUGCUCGAUCUACUUAUGCCUUUUCAGUAUUCAACGAUACACUCGAUAUUACUCCACCUCAUUCAAUAGAUCCUCCAAUACCAAUCCCACUAUACCUUGCACAAGUUCGACAAGCUUACCUAUUUUUAAAUCCGUCAUCAGCACAUCCAAGCUCUAUUACCAGCCACAACGACAAUAAUGACAAUACUAUCGACACGAAUGAUCCAUGGCAACAACGAACAAAUGCUGUAUUAUCCGCCAUCCAACAAGUCAGGCAACAACUAUUAGAAUUGGUUUUUCAUCCAUCAUCUAGGGAUGAUCCCAAGUACGAUAACCAUCGCGAUCUAUUCUCAAAUAAUAAUAACAACAACGGUGAGUCAAGUGAUAUCAACUCAUCAUCUGACGCAUAUGAAGAUACUGACCCGAAUAGUACCACCAUUAAAGUCACGGAACCAGCUCGAUCAAGGACAACAAGUGGAUGGGAAGAAGAUCUCGGCAUGAUGGAACAACAGUUACAGGAUUUGCAUCAUAUCAUGGAUGAUUACCAUUCUUGGACAAAGGACAACAUUAACUCUUGUGAAGGAUAUAAAGAUGGAACGACCUUGACUCAAAUGGAAAAAGAAAAGCGGCGAGCAUUGAUACAGAGUGUGAAUGGUGCUUAUGAAUCUCUCCAGGAAUAUCUAGAGCAAGAUCAGCAAGUAUUGGCAGUAUUUCGGAAACGGGCUCUUUUUACACAAGCUACAGCUCCUAUUCGACAAGACUUGGAUUGGGUACAAGCAGAAAUGUUGAAGACGACUACGACAGACAAUGGGAUCAAAGAACUUGAAUCACGUGUACGGAAUGCUGGGAUAUUAUUACAACAAUUAAAGCAACAAUAUAGCGAUGGACAGUGUAGUAUCGACCUUUCAUCAUCACUAUCAACAAGUACAACUGAUAAUCAACUACAGGAAGAUGAACAACAAAUCAACACAAAUCGUUCUUCUGAUCAUGGUUUAUUUACCGACGACGGUGAUACACAUACUUUUUAUGCUGCAGAAGUGGAUGCCCUCGUUAAAAGGUAUCAGUUGGUGCAAUCUUGGGUGGAUGAUGUUCGUAUUUGGUUCGUGGAAGCUCAACGUAUCCGACAAUGGAUUGGUGAAAGAAUUGAUAUAUUGGAAAACUCAACUAUACCGGAUGGUAUCUUAUCUCAUCAUUUGACCCUCACUGCCGAUCAAGUGGAAGAUCUCAACACUACUCAUGAUGCUUUGGAAAAAGAAGUGGAAUUAUUUGACAAGGAAGAUAUGUCUCGCUUACGGAUACAUGUGAAAGAUUUGACCACUGAUGCAACAAAGGAUAAAGAUCUUAGGUAA
This is a messenger RNA of Halteromyces radiatus, 1638 nucleotides long. RefSeq lists its product as uncharacterized. Lineage: Eukaryota; Fungi; Mucoromycota; Mucoromycetes; Mucorales; Cunninghamellaceae. The transcript is spliced from 2 exons. The coding region runs from base 1 to 1638 and encodes 545 amino acids. Gene Ontology annotation, molecular function: protein binding. The record is from RefSeq and is a predicted model, not a curated record.